Messenger RNA from Truncatella angustata, 954 nucleotides. RefSeq names its product NmrA-like family protein. The transcript has 3 exons. The coding region runs from base 1 to 954 and encodes 317 amino acids. The record is from RefSeq and is a predicted model, not a curated record. Lineage: Eukaryota; Fungi; Ascomycota; Sordariomycetes; Amphisphaeriales; Sporocadaceae.
AUGUCUGCGAAGAAGAUCAUCACUGUAUUUGGAGCCACAGGCAACCAAGGUGGAGCUGUCGUCAACACCUUCCUCAGCGACCCUAAGCUGAAGGAUGACUGGACCGUUCGUGGCAUUACCCGUGAUGUAAACAAGGACUCCUCCAAGAAACUCGCCGCCAGGGGGGCCGAAGUGGUGUCUGCCGACAUCAACGACAAGGCAUCAAUUGUCAAAGCACUCGCAGGCUCGCACGCCGUAUUUGCUGUCACCAACUACUGGGAGCACCUCGAUACGAAGCUAGAGGUCCAGCAGGGCAAGAACAUUGCCGACGCUGCCAAGGAAACCAAUGUUAAGCUCCUCAUCUGGAGCUCGCUCUACAACAUCACCAAGCUCAGCAACGGCGUCCUGUCGGAUGUUUACCACUUCGACAGCAAGGCCGAUGUUGAGGAGUACAUCCGCGAGCUGGGCAUCCCGGCCGCCUUCUUCAUGCCGGGAUUCUACAUGAGCAACCUGCCCGGCGGCGCGUUCAAGCCCUCGCCCCCGGACAAUGCCUGGACCCUGGGGCUGCCCAUCCCGCCCGAGUCCAUCUUCCCCGUGUACGACACGAGCGACACGGGCAAGUACGUCAAGGCGGCGGUCCUGAACGAGUCCGCGGUGCUCGGGAAGCGCAUCCUCGGCGCCACGGCGUAUCUGACGGGCCACGAGAUCGUGGAGGGGUUCGCCAGGGUUUUCCCCGACAGCGGCAAGACGGCCCGGUACUACGAGGUGCCCGCGGAGCAGUUCCGGGCGUACAUGAAGAGCCAGGGCAGCCCGGACUUCGUCAUCGAGGAGAUGCACCAGAAUUUCCGGCUGUUGAACGAGUUUGGUUACUACGGCGGCGACUCGCUGGACUGGACUCAUAGCUUGGUGGAGGACCAUCUAACCACCUGGGAGGAGUUUGCGAAGAACGCGCCUGGGUUCAAGGAUGCGAAAUGA